AGAGGUGGCGUACUGUGUUGACAUUACUUGUACAAAGGAGUGUGUGAGACAACCUGCGCCUAAUUCCGCUUCCUGGUGUACUGGCUUUACAGCAGCUCAUCUUUUACGAAGACUGUUACCGAGUUACUGAAGUCGCGACUGAUGGCGGCUCCUGCGCGGAGUGAUCAUGUCGCGCUGCUGCUGGGAAACGUGCUGCACAUCUGGGGCGGUUUACAGUAUGUGGAUGGAGAAGAAGUUAUCUUACCUAGUGAUGAGAUCUGGCUCUAUGAUCUGGAAAGUGGAGUCUGGGCUCAAAUUGGAAUGGGUGGAGAGUUGCCUCCUCUGCUUUCUCAGACUUGUGGUGCACUUCUCAAUGGUAUGCUUUAUGUGUUUGGAGGCAGGGACAGCGAUGGCUACACCAACCAGAUGUAUUGCGUAGACUUGCAAGAUGGAAAAUACACCUGGAGGAAACUGAGUGCCUAUGUCGGAAACCCUCCCUCACCCAGAGACAGACACUCCUGCUGGGUCUACAAGGACAGGCUCAUUUAUUUUGGUGGAUAUGGAUGGAAAACAAUUCGAGACCUCAACAACUACAAAAGUUUCACAGUGGAUGAGACAUCAUGGGUGACUAAUGGCCUUGUAACUUUCCGCUUUUGGGGUUGGAAUAACGAGGUUCAUAUAUUUGAACCCAGCUCAGCCACAUGGACUGAACCCCAAACCCAGGGCCAGCUACCUGAACCAAGGGCGUCCCAUGCCAGUGCCACUCUUGGCAGCAAAGGCUACAUCUGUGGUGGUUUGGAAACACAGACGAUAGACAUCCACUGUUUAGACCUGGUCACGUGGGCAUGGACACAAAUUGAGCCUUUGUCCACUCCCCUCCCCACGGGUCGCUCUCUGCACACACUCACCCCCACCUCACACAACACGCUGUUCCUCUUCGGUGGCCUCAGCAUAUCUGGGCAGGUUCUCUGUGAUGGCUGGGAAUUUGACACUGUAACAAGAGAAUGGAGAGAGAGAUCACAUCCUCACAACAAUAAACCCAGGUUGUGGCACUCAGCAGUACAGGGGAGGGACAAUGAUGUGGUGGUUUAUGGAGGAAGCCAAGAGUACGUCUUAGUCAUGGAUUCGGUUACAGUGCUCAGAGCUCCUUCACAGAGUCACUACGGAGAUGUGCUGGUGUUUCAGAUCCAGCCUUAUUCACUCACCAGAUUAUGUGAGGACUGUAUAGGCAAACAUGAAUCUGUUUUACGGGAGAAGGUGUCAUCUUUACCACCUAGGCUUCAGGAAAUCCUUCACAAGCGGAUGUCUUACUUCAAAACAGAAAAGCAGGAGCAAAGUAGUCAUACUGGUACAUGAGCUCAUGGACAGGCGUAUCAUAUUGGCUUGAUCAUGUGAGCAUUUCUGCUCCACUAACAUUCAUUUGUUCCUGAUGGACUUGAACAUACAGUACCAGUCAAAAGUUGGGGCACACCUUCGAAUUCAAUGGAUUUUAUUUAUUUUUAUUAAUUAAAAGACACUUCAUGUCUUAAAGUAAUGGACUGUCGUUUGUCUUUACUUAGUUGAGCGGUUUCUUGACAUAAUAUGGAUCACUACAGUUGUGGAAUAGGGCUAUUUACUGUAUUUAUUAUUUACUGUUUGAGAUCAAACAUUAAAAAUGCAAGAAAUUGCACUAAUUGACUUGACGAGACACACCUGUUAAUUGAAAAGUAUUCCAGGUGACUACCUCAUGAAGCUGGUUAAGAUAAUGCCAAUAGUGUGCAGUGUGCCAUCAAGGUAAACAGUGGCUACUUUGAAGAAUCUAAAAUAUGAAACAUAUCUUUUGUUUACCACAUAAAUCCUUAUCUGUUCCAUAUGUUAUUCCAUAGUUUUGAUGUCUUCAGUAUUGUUCUACAAUGUAGAAAAUAGUCAAAAUACAGAAACACCUACUGUAUGAAUGAGUUGGCGUGUCCAAACUUCUGACUGGUACUGUAUAUUUAUUGAUUUACUCAAUUUUUUUUGUUAUACAACAGGUUAUUAGAUGUUAAUAUUGUAUAUAAGAAUUGCCUUCAAUAACUUAUUAAAAUGUAGCAAUGUG
Messenger RNA from Neoarius graeffei (lesser salmon catfish), 2053 nucleotides. Its product is annotated as kelch domain-containing protein 1-like. Lineage: Eukaryota; Metazoa; Chordata; Actinopteri; Siluriformes; Ariidae. The transcript is spliced from 13 exons. The coding region runs from base 142 to 1335 and encodes 397 amino acids. Gene Ontology annotation, molecular function: protein binding. The record is from RefSeq and is a predicted model, not a curated record.